This is a messenger RNA of Drosophila santomea, 950 nucleotides long. RefSeq names its product chymotrypsin-like protease CTRL-1. The record is from RefSeq and is a predicted model, not a curated record. The transcript has 5 exons. Lineage: Eukaryota; Metazoa; Arthropoda; Insecta; Diptera; Drosophilidae. Gene Ontology annotation, biological process: proteolysis. Gene Ontology annotation, molecular function: serine-type endopeptidase activity. The coding region runs from base 1 to 912 and encodes 303 amino acids.
AUGAUUAAGCUUUUCAAUGUGCAAACCACGUUUCACAUCAUUGAGUUCAAAAUGAAUUGGCAGCAAGUUGGCUUCAUUCUCGCGCUUUGUUUCUACGGAUCUCGGGCCCUGGAAUGGCUGGAUGCGAACUGUGUUAAAAAACCAGUGGGAUUCUAUGAACAAGUAUAUGGAGGUCAAACUGCUGAUAUACGGUCGCAUCCAUGGAUGGUACAGAUACUUUUUAAUGGCCAACAUUUCUGUGGUGGCUCGCUGAUAAGCUCCCAAUUUGUUAUGACAGCAGCGCAUUGCCAAAUGCCAUUUGGUUUGAAAGUGCGUUUGGGUGGAUCUAAUAGGACGAAGACAAGAAAACUUUGCUCAAGCCACAAUUGUUCACCAGCAGGUGCGGAAAUCGAUGUGAAGGCGAUAUUUGUGCCUAAUUUGUACUGGGACUAUCAUAACUAUGACAUUGCCCUAUUUCAGCUGGCCGUGCCGGUCAAAUACAAUGCUCAAAUUAGACCGAUUUGUGUGAUGCAGUCCUUGGACGAGGACAAACUACGGCAAUUUUUGAGCUACGUCAGAACGUUUAUUGUAACCGGCUGGGGAAAAACGGAAAGAAAUCAAACGAGCGAGACACUGCAGUUGGCCAGCUUUUACCACCUCGAUCGCGGAUACUGUCUUCAAAUCUUCGACCGGGCAAUAGGCUGGCCACACAUUUGUGCUGGCCACUCGCAAUCCUCCACGUGCACCGGAGAUUCUGGGGGUCCGUUGAGCGCGGAGAUGACCUUCUCGGAAUGGAAACGCCCCAUUUUGUUCGGAGUAGUCAGUUAUGGGGCUCCAAAUUGUCGCGAAGCUACCGUUUUCACGAAUGUUUUGCAUUACAUUAACUGGAUCGGAGAUGUUGUCCGCAGAUUCACACCCAACUAUAAUAACUAAAUACAAAUUUUUAAUUGAAUAUGUACAUAUACGAGUAU